This is a messenger RNA of Rodentolepis nana, 804 nucleotides long. The record is from the annotation of a GenBank genome assembly. NCBI's taxonomy places the organism in Eukaryota, Metazoa, Platyhelminthes, Cestoda, Cyclophyllidea, Hymenolepididae.
AUGUCUAGCCAUGCUACAGUUGGACAAGAAAUUGCCCACCUCAAAGCUAUUGAUGCUGACAGUGGAUUAAAUGGGGAAAUCGAGUACACCAUAAUCAAGGGUAAUGAGCACGAUUUUUUUGCUUUGGAUAGUGCAUCUGGCACGCUCUAUCUCGCAAAGCAACUUUUAAAUAACCCUAAGCCUCCAAUUGCCGAUCACAAUGAAACGACACAAAUAAAUAUGCCAACUCAGAAUGGAUCUUCUCCACAAUCAUUCAUCUUGGCUCUCAAGGCAUCCGAUAAGGGAACAACACCUCGAAGCAAUACAACAAUACUUAAAAUCGACGUCAUACAGAAUCACCGAGGUGAUAGAAGCAAUUCUCUAAACAAUCCGAACAAAGGUACUGGUCGACAUACUGGAAACCCCAUAGCAGGAGGUGGAUUCGGUAUGAUAGGCGAUAGAGACCUGAUUAUAAUCACGGCAAUGAUUGUGAUUGCACUUAUCAUCUCAUUUGUUCUGAUUGCCGCGAUUGUGCUUUUGAGAUGCCGGCAACCUAGAGCAAGUAGGAACAACAACGGGAUGCAUGGGAGGAAUAGCAGCGGAGGUGAAAGAGGACGAUUGGUGAGACGAUUCGAGGUUUUAAACUGCCUCGGAAGGGCGGAAGGAACGUUCGACGGCAAAAAUGUGCAAUCAAAUGCCUUCAUUAUCACAGAUACCGAAAGAAAUCCAAACUUUGAAGAACACAUUCACAGUCCACCCUACGAUUCAAACAAUAGUAAGAGUAUAGAGUUUUAUGGAUCUAUUAUUACCCUUUUAAUGAGAUGA